Molecule: messenger RNA, 2938 nt
Organism: Onthophagus taurus
Lineage: Eukaryota; Metazoa; Arthropoda; Insecta; Coleoptera; Scarabaeidae
Product: TBC1 domain family member 19
Source: RefSeq, a predicted model, not a curated record
UUCUCUUCAACAAAUCUGCAGUUUACUUAUGCUAACUCUUGGAUUCUGUAUGUGUUUUAUUUUAUAUGUUUCUGUAUGCAUUUUACCCACUGUUUUUUUUCCAGAUACUGCAACAUGCUUUUGUUCUUGACCUUUUAAAAAACUAGUCAUUAUGUUUCACUCUUUCCAAUAUUUCUUUUUGGAUAAUCUGGAUUUUGUAAUUUCUUGAAAACUUCAUCACUUCUUGCGCUGCCAACUUAGCUGUGAUAUUACCGUAAUUUCUAUAGAUUCUGUUCUGACUUUGCAAUCUGUGUUUAUUUCGCAUCUGUUCUUAUUUACCAGAAAGUAUGUUAUACAUCUAUCCCAUACGGCAUACUAUGCAGGAUACCUUUAUUCCUCUUGAGUAAACUUUGCGUUCUAAAAGUUGCUAUUUAACAAUGUUUUUCUUCUCAGAAUAUAUUAUAUUCAUUGUUUCUCUGCAUUCAUCUGUUUCAUAGAUUUUACCAAAGAUUUUGACAGGGUCCGUCUGUAUAAGUUGAAUACGAAUAAUGCAACAAAAGUAAGACUAGGGAAUCAAACAACGGAUAAAAUUGCCAGCUCAGGAGGAAUUAGACAAAGAUACAAUCUUACUUUGUUUCUGUUAUGCAGAUGAUGCAACAAUAAUCGCAGGAACAGAAGAAGGCCUAGAGCGACAACAGCAUCCAUUCUUUCAAGCAAGCCGCAUUCUCCACAUAGCUAUUUACCAAGUCCAUGACUAGGGGAAGACAACUGACGAGACAAUGGCAACAAGAGUCAGAUGGAACUAAAUAACGGGGGCUUAUUUAGAAGCUCAGAACCACCUGGGAGAUCCCUAAAGACAUGGUGAGAUAGCUGGCAUUUCUUAGCAUGGUUAUUUCCGUUAAUAAGACCAAGUUCAUGACUACUCCAAAAGAUCCGGUCAAAUACAAACUUUUCCAAAAAUCGUGCUUCUAAAUAACCCCUCCAACUCAAGACCAACUAGGAGUCCCCCAAAGAUAUGCCGAGAUAGCUGGCAAGUUCAGAAGUAAUAGAUUGGCAGAUGUCCAAUAAGAAUAAGAAGAAGAUCUAGAUCUCUUUAAGAGAUUUUGCAUUCUUAACCUGAUUUUCUUUUUCAGCACCAUUUGCAUUUUCUAAAGUGAAAUAACCAAUUUAAAAAUAUCUUGUUAGUAUGUUUGAGUGAAUGUUGGUUGUUUGGGAUUUAUAAACUUUACAUCAUAUACGUUAACUUCAUAUACUUCGACUAUGGGAGAAAGUAAAAACUUCAUCAAUCGAUAAAAUAACUAUAGCAACUUGUAAAUAAACGUUAGGUUGGGUAAGAUUUUUGGCAGAUAGGCGAAAAUAUCCAGUUGAAAACUUCCAAAUCCUUCCUAAAAAUAUCGGAAACCAUAUAAAUGGAUGAAUUAAAAGAAAAAGGAAUUCAUCAAACAGCCAUUAAUAUAUGCGAAGAUUUAAAAGAGUCCUCUUCUUAUGCUGCACUUUAUAGAGAAAUUCAAAAAUUAGUUUCUUGCCAAGAAGUGAAAUAUGAAGAUUUUAAAAGAACUUUAUCGAAAGCGAUGAAAGACCAGGGGUUAGAAUGUCAAUUACGAAAUAACGUUUUUCAGUGGGUACGUUUAAAAAAUGCGGAUAUGGCGACGAAUAUGGCGUAUUUAAGGCGAGCUCAAAUAAAUUGGGAUAAACGUAUUCACAAAUCAUUAAAUUCUAUGUGUAAUGAACUUGGAAUCGAUUUAGCUAAGGUGCGAUUUUUAAACGAAAGGGAUGAAUUAGCCGAUAAAUGGAAUGAAAUGAGCAAUUACGACGUUGAUGUUAGCAAAUAUAGGCCGGUUUAUGCACCAAAAGAUUUUUUAGAAGUGCUUUUAAAUCUAAAGGAUCCAUUUUUUGUUCACAAAGAAAAUGAUCCUGAAUGGGAAUUUACCUUUUUACCUUUAGAAGUAAAAGAUUUAGAAGAUUUACGAACUCUUUAUUUAGAAUUUUCAAGAGGUGAGCAAAUUUUAGGUGCUUACACUGGAGCAACGUACGCAGCUUUUGAAGAGGAACGUAUGGCCCUUGGACAAGUGGUUUUGCAAAAAAAUUAUGCGCCAAUUGCUCAAGAAUAUUUAAAAAAAGGUUGUCCAAGAAGUUUGCGUGCAAAGAUGUGGUCGUUAGUUUUAGGAGUUGGUUGCAAAUUUAAUGAACAAGAUUAUUUUCAUAACUUAAAAAAACAUGUUUUUUUGUACGAUUUAAUGAUAGAUAAAUUAAUUAUAAAAGACAUUCAAUUAACUACAUCAAACGACGAUCAAUAUUUUGUUUUUGAAGAUGUAUUGUAUCAAGUUAUGUUGUGUUUUUCACGGGAUACUUGUAUCAUAAAACAUUUAAAAAACCAACCAGGUUAUAUGCAGGUCGUCCUUAAAAAUAAACCUCACACCCCCGAAAACAUUAUGGCUUUUCCACCGAGUGGAGUGAUUCCAUUUCAUGGAUUUACAAUGUACGCCGCUCCAAUUUGUUACUUAUACUCCGACCCGUCCACAUUAUACUUCGUCUUCAGAGCUUUUUACUUAAGGUAUUGGAACCGUUUACACGUCGUUUGCGAUCAUCCACAAGGAAUUGUAGCUUUGUGUUUACUUUUUGAACGUUUAUUACAAAGUUACGCACCCAAACUGUGGAUACACUUUACGGAAAUUGAUAUUCCUCCGUUAAGGAUCGUGUUUAAAUGGUUAAUGAGAGCUUUCAGCGGGCAUUUACCACCUGAACAAUUAUUACAAUUAUGGGAUAUUGUGUUAGCUUAUGAUUCCUUGGAGGUAAUUCCACUUUUGGCGGUAGUUAUAUUGAUUUUUAGGAAGGACAAUUUGUUACAAGUUACCACAUUGAGUAACAUCGAAGCUGUACUUGCUGACUUAUCGUCAAUUACAGUUAUACCCUUACUUCAAAUGGCCCUUUUAAAGGAGUAAAUUUGUAUUUAAAUGUG